Molecule: messenger RNA, 3386 nt
Organism: Vespa mandarinia (Asian giant hornet)
Lineage: Eukaryota; Metazoa; Arthropoda; Insecta; Hymenoptera; Vespidae
Gene: ZnT77C
Product: Zinc transporter 77C
Biological process (GO): detoxification of zinc ion; intracellular zinc ion homeostasis; zinc ion transmembrane transport
Cellular component (GO): membrane
Molecular function (GO): zinc ion transmembrane transporter activity
Source: RefSeq, a predicted model, not a curated record
CACAAUCAGUCUAAGAUUAGUCUAAAGAAAAAAGAAGCAAUUUGGUUUGAUAUCAAAGAAGAUAAUAGUAAAGUUGUUUGAGAUUAGUUGGUUUAACAGUAUACGUGUACAAUAAGAAGCAGACGUUCGGAAUCCGUCAAAGCAGAAACAUUACCUUUUUAUCGUGUCAUGAAAAAAUUUCUUAUUGCUCUAAUAGAAAGCUCGGUUCUUCAAUUUUGAUUAUUAUGUUCUUCCUCUUCCAUCGAUAAGAAAAAAAGAAGAUACACUAAGCUGUGCCUUGAGAGAGAAAGUCGUUGGAAAAAUUGCUUAAAGAACGACGUACACGUUGUACACGCGAGUUUUCAGUUAUUUUUUCUCAUGAGUGCUGAGUAUUGUGAACAGAAAGAAUAGCGACGUUUUCAAAGCACACAGAGAGAGAGAGAGAGAGAGAGAGAGAGAGAGAGAGAGAGAGAAAGAGAGAGAGAUAUAGAGGGAGGAGAAAGAGAACGAUGGCAAUGAUCGGAAGGAGCGGACGAUUUGUAGUUCAAAGGCUAUUACCGUGACCGGAUGUUCGCAACUAACUCUCUUGUUGGAUCCACCUCUGACUUUGCUCGUGAAGCUAACACGCUCAAUUUAGAUUGACUAUGAACGACUGUCAGUAAAAGGAACGUCACAGUGCUCUCAUGUAUACCUACGAGAGGAAUUUUCAUCAGAGAUCAGCUUAUAAAAAUUCUUCAAACUGGACCAAUAUGGAUCUUCGGAAGAACAUUUUUAUUUGUCAUCGUACGUCGCAAGAAAAUAAGAGAAAACAAAUAAUUCGACCGAUUUGAAUGGAUUUAUGAGCAUACGUAUAUAUGUACAUACAUGUAUACUUUACGCCUACGAUAAAUGUCGUAUUUCUUUGGAAACUUUGAAUGAGAACGAACAAUGAAUCAUUCUAUGAAAACUUUGUUGACAGAUCAGAUAGAAAGAGUUGUGAUUAUUAACGAAGUCAUUCCUCGACCGGUUUUUGACUCAGAUGGUAGUUUCUUUAUCUACUUGCAAAGAAAAGAAAAAGACAAAGAGACGAAAAGAAGGAGUUAUUGGGUGAGGAGGCAAACAAGGAGGACAAACGUCCUUUCAAGGAGGAAAUACACAGAAGAAUAACACAGAUUCCUUACGAUUGUCAUUCGCUUUCUUUGAAGUCUAGUACAGCGGACUCUUGUCCUCUUCGUUAUUCGCUUUUCUUUUCUUUAUAAAGUGGGAUCUAUGAAGACAAACUCUUGCAUGUGUGAGAAAGAGAAAGAGAAAGAGAAAGAGAGAGAGAGAGAGAGAGAGAGAGAGAGAGAGAGAGAAAGAUAGAAAGAGAGGGAGAGAGAAAGAGAGAGAAAGAGAGAGGGAUAGACGAGGAGAGAGCCAGCUGCUUCGAUAAUAAAAAGCGUUGAGCCGAUUAAAGGGGUCAUGCCAGUGAAAGAGUGGUUCAGAAAGCUACAGCCUGUACAGCUGUACUUGGUGGUAUUCUUCACUGUGGCAUUCUUUAUCAUUGAGAUGGUAGCCAGUCAUGUUACACACUCGUUAACGUUACUUCUCAACGCCUAUCAUAUGCUUUGUAACAUCAUUGCAACCCUCGGCUGUCUCGUUUCGAUCAAGUAUGCUCCUCGUGAAAGUUACAGAAGUGUUUACAAUAGUACGAGCAGUUCUUUUGGGGAUUCAGUGAUUUGUUUGGACGGCCAGGAACAUGGUUCGAAUACUUCUUUGUCGACGAAGACAAAGCAAUCACGAUCGGACAGGAGAAUGAAGAAUAGUUUUGGAUGGGCUAGGAUCGAUAUCCUAACAAUGCUAAUUUGUUGCAUUCUCUUAGCUUCCUUCUGUUUCUCUCUCGUAGUCGAGGCGUUACAAACGUUGGUCCAUAUAGAUCAUCUCGAUGAGAUGCAUCAUCCGAUGGCUGUACUCUGCAUCGGGGUAGCUGGUAUUUUUCUCAACAUUUUUUGUUACAUUCUCAUUGGUGGAUUUACAUUUAAUCAGGGAAUAUUGUUGCAUGUCACCAAUAAUGGGGACGUCAUAUUUAGAAGGAAUAUAAAAUCACAACCAGAAACGGAAGGCGAACAACGAUUAGCAGCACAAACUAGAAGUUCUUUAGUUGUCCCAAGGAGUCAAGGAUUUCGAAGGAUAUGCCGUGACGUUCUCGGUUGCAUUUUUGUCAUGCUUGUAUCGAUAUUAGUGUACUUCACUGAUUCAGACGUAGCCAAAUAUUUAGAUCCCGUUUUUGCCAUUAUUUCAUCGAUAUCACUCUUAGUUCUGAGCUAUCCGUAUAUGAAGGAAUCUGGUUUGAUACUACUACAAACCAUUCCAAAUCAUAUUAACAUCGAUUCUCUGAAAAAAGAACUACUCGAAGCUUUUCCAGGCAUUGUCAAUGUUCAUGACUUUCAUGUCUGGCAAUUAACAUCGCAAAAGAUUAUAUUAACAGUGCACAUAAUAUUUUUAGAUCCUAUGGUUUAUGCCAGUAUUAUUGAUCAAAUAACAGCAUUUUUUAUCGAAAUGGGUAUAACGCAAGUCACUAUACAACCAGAAUUUCAUAAGAUGAAGCCGACAACGGAUAAAACUGAUUGUUUGAUUCGUUGUCACGGUGAACUGUGUAGUUUGUCGCAGUGUUGUACAAGAGAAAAACUUGGACAAAAAUCAUCUUCCGAAGAGUCAUUGAAACACGUACACGUGAUCAAUAAGAAGUUUGAGAAAAAGGAGAUCAUACCUGCUUCACCGAUGAUAGAUUUAAAAAAAUUUGUGAUACACGACGACGAGAGCCCAAAAUUGGCAUCUCCUACGACGAGUGAACUAAACAAUAGUGAGCCAUGCCAAUCAAAUGAUGAACAAGUACAAAGCAAAAAAGAUAAUGUUGACGACAAAAGUUCCUAUUCGGUAAGCGUGGUCGUUAAUGAUGAAAAACAUGUUGCUAAUGACUCGAGUCACGAUACCGUACCGUAAGUUUAUCCUUUUCUCAGUCGAGAAUUGUUACUUUGCUUGCAUUAUUUUUUUUCCUUUUUUUUUGGAAGAAUCUUCCAACGAUAAGACUGUAUUUUAGUAUUAAGUAUUUUUAAUUGUGCAUAGAUAAAAAAAUCCUAUCGAUUUUCUAUCGAUUCAAACGUAAAAAUAAAAAAAGAAGAAACAAAAUAGUUGGAGACAGAACGAAAAUUAAUUUACGUCGGAUUUUUAUAGUUUAUAUUGUUAUAGUUUAUAGUUAGUAUUAGAGAUAGGAAUAUUUUAUAAAUAUAGUACAAACGAUUCAUUUUUCACUUACAAUCCUAACGUACGAAUUUAUGUUAAUUGUUUUUUCUUUAUUUUUGACUAAUUCAAGUAAGGAAAUUCGACUACAAGACUUAUUGUAGCUUGACAAAUUGUAAAUUGAAAUAAAUGUUUGUUAAAAAGUCAAA